This is a messenger RNA of Peronospora belbahrii, 879 nucleotides long. NCBI's taxonomy places the organism in Eukaryota, Oomycota, Peronosporomycetes, Peronosporales, Peronosporaceae. The record is from the annotation of a GenBank genome assembly.
AUGCGCGCGGCGCUUCCAGUCCUGGUAUUGAUGGAGUUUGCUACGACAUUUACCAGCGUUUGCCUUGUCAGCUACUUCUGUCCUCACGGCAAUAUUUACGUACUGUUGAACAUACAAAAUAGUCCCACAGAGUUGGAAGAUGGGUUUGGUUUGACUGAGUCACAAGAAAGGUGCGCGGGACGACCCGGCCAAUUGAAGACCCAUUUGCCUCCAGCAGGCCAUUUACAAGCUGUAUACGGGGGAUUUGGCGCGGCAGCUGCCACGCUGAUUCACAGUGCUCGCCGCAAGCACCGCUCGCUCUACAAAGUGUGGUACGACUUUUGUAAUGCGUUUGGAAGUGUACCUCUUUCGUUAUUAUGGGAUGCCCUGGCUCAAACGGGUGUCCCGGUGGAAUAUAUUGCGAUGUGCCAAGGCCUUAACUCUGGUGCGGCUUUUGUGAUUGGAAAUGCUGAGGAUGGUUCGACGGCGCCGAUUCAACAGCGUGUUGGUGUUUUUCAGGGGUGUCCACUGAGCCCGCACCUGUUCUCCGCGGCAAUCAGCCCCCUAUUGCACGCACUGGAUCGGUUACAGACAUCUUGGGUCCAGCUUUCCAGCGAUGAUCGCCCUAAGUUGACUGUCAUGGCGGCCAGUCCCGCCAAAUGUCGCAGUAUGGGCGUACGGUGCACUGCACACGGCUCCACGGAGUCCGACAACCUCAAUUUGUCUCUCGAUGAUACUCCAAUCCCUACUUUGACGCUUUCGCAGUCGUAUACGUAUUUGGGGAUUGGGGACGGUUUUGAUCAUGCACAACGGAGCUUGGACGUGCUACCACUCCUCAAGUUGCUCAAGCAAGAUGCGACGGCGCUGAUGGAAUCAAUCUGGCGCCCUGGCAAGUGUUGA